CCUCUGCAAAACCCUUAACCAGAGCAGAAAAAAAAUGUGCUUUUCUGAUUCCGUCGCUCAUCCGGAACUGGAAGCAGCAAGAACAUCUGUGGUCGCAACUGCACCAACGCAGUGACGAUUACUCUGCAGAUGACGUUAACCUUACCUACAAUUUCUUUUGCGGCAACUUUCUUCCCCCAGGAACAACGUUGUUGCGUGGGAAGGUUCGGUAGAAUAACAGGUCUAGUGCAGAAACCCCUUUCAGCUCCGGUGAGUUUUCGAGCCUCUCCGAAGUUGUUGACUGAGUGCCGCAACAGCAGCUCCUCCUCCUCGUCCUCCAAUCUCUUCAAAGGAUCAUUUUUCUCGCUUUUCCAAGAGUUUGCAUUUGGAGAAGAACAAACCCAACUUCUAUUGGAGAAGAACCCACCUCUCAGAGUUUGGACGUUGGAGUCUCUGCGAAACCGACUUCGUUCUCUGCAGUUGGCUGGAAUCGAUGGCUUUGCUCUCUGUCGUUUGAUAGCCAAACGCCCCGAAAUACUCACCGCAGAACAAAUUGGACCGCUCCUCUGCUUUCUAAGGGAUGAUUUGAAAGGGCAGAUCGAACCCGUGAAGCUCGAACGUUUUUUGACCUUUACAGAACUCCAAUUUUUUUAUGGUUUUGCAGGAAAGGUUGAAUUGCUUUUUAACCAGGGAAUUCCAAAGGAAGAACUCCCUCAUAUUCUCAAUAACAUUAAUCUCAAGGUGUUCUGCCAUAAGCCAACUAAAGAGAUCGAGCGGACGAUUCUUUACCUGAACCAUUUCGAUGGUGUCAACUUGAUCGUUCGACGCCCCGCACUUCUUAAUUUGGAUUUGGAAACGCAACUAAUUCCACGUACCAUGAUUCUCAUAGAGCUUAGCGGUGGAGAUGAAAGUGCCACGGGAGCCGUAUUGCGUAAACUCCCAUCUGUCCUAACCUACAGCCCCGAGCAUCUACGAAGCCAUACCGAGUUCUUCAGAUCCUCCGUUGGCUUGACAGACCCUGAAAUUUUUAAGAUCGUUCUUGUGUACCCAAAUGUCUUCAGUGUCAGCAAGGAUAGGAAGUUGAGUCCUCGGGUUGAGUUCCUCAAGCAAUGUAGGUUGAAUUCAAUUGAUAUAUUCAGGUUCCUCAUCAAAGCACCACUGUUUCUUAGCUUAUCUUUCAAAGAGAACCUCUCUGUGAAAUUGGGGUUUCUGGUGAAGAUCGGGUAUAAAUAUAAAACGAAGGAGCUAGCUCUGGCGUUGGGGGCAGUGACCAGAACCAGCUGUGAGAAUUUGCAGAAGGUGAUCAUGGUCUUCCUGGCUUAUGGGCUCUCCUACGAUGACAUUCAUACCAUGAGCAAGAAGCAUCCUCAGAUAUUGCAGUACAAUUACGGGUCAUUAGAGAAGAAAAUGGAAUACUUGAUCGAGGAGAUGGGCCGAGAAAUUGAAGAGUUGUUGGCCUUUCCUGCCUUUCUGGGUUACAAGCUUGAUGGGAGAAUCAAGGACAGGUAUGAAGAGAAGAAGAAACUAAUAGGGGAAGGAAUGUCACUCAACAAGCUGUUGAGUGUAUCCACCGAGAGAUUUUCAAAGAAGAAGAGAAAGAAUCCAGUGCCCAUAUAAUAGAAUUUAAUCCCCGGUGGAGAAUUGGGGAAUUAGAAAUCUGUUCUGAUGAAGAACCCAUUAGUACCAUUGUUCAUGGCCAACGGAUAUAGAGGAUUAAAUUUUCUAUUGGUC
Messenger RNA from Telopea speciosissima, 1710 nucleotides. Its product is annotated as transcription termination factor MTERF8, chloroplastic. Gene Ontology annotation, molecular function: double-stranded DNA binding. Lineage: Eukaryota; Viridiplantae; Streptophyta; Magnoliopsida; Proteales; Proteaceae. Bases 130 to 1596 code for a protein of 488 amino acids. Gene Ontology annotation, biological process: regulation of DNA-templated transcription. The transcript is spliced from 2 exons. The record is from RefSeq and is a predicted model, not a curated record.